Molecule: messenger RNA, 532 nt
Organism: Lucilia sericata (common green bottle fly)
Lineage: Eukaryota; Metazoa; Arthropoda; Insecta; Diptera; Calliphoridae
Exons: 3
Coding region: 132-344 (70 amino acids)
Source: RefSeq, a predicted model, not a curated record
GGGGUCUCUGUUUAGGUAUCCAUUUUACUACAACACUUGUUGCUUGAUCAGUGCGUUACUUUAAGCAGUUGCAAUAAGACGUGAAUAUUUUUGAGAUACUUUUCAAGUUCUAAAACAUAGAAAAAGCAAAUAUGGGCAAUCCAAUCUGGUUUAUAUUUUGGUUUUUGGUAUUUUGGUUCAUAUCGUUCUUUUUAGCUUUCUUCUGUGCUGGCAUCUACAUUAUUUUGCUUAUAUUUGUAGUUUGUUUCCCCGGUUUAUCGUCUAUUACCGAUAUUCUACUGCAGUGUAUACAAUUCCCUCAGUAUUGUGCCAAAGCUAUGAUGGAGUGCAAAUCGCCUUUCUAAAUUUUUAAAUCUUGAAGUCUACCAAAUUUCUGUUAAAUUGAAAAAAUGCAUUUUGUUUUAUUUAAUUUUUUUCUUAAGUUAGUUAAUUAGUUAUUUUGUAACACAUUAAUUUUUUUUAUAUAUAUUAUAAAAUAAGAUUAAAAACAAUUUUUUUUGACUAAUAAAAGUUAAGCAAUUUUUUAACAAAA